UCCUAUAUAAAUUUUCCCUGUAAACUUAGACUUCUAAGUCCUCUGUUUUCUUGACCCACUUUCCUUUCAAUAAAGCUAAAAUCUUUCCUAUAUAAAUUCCCCAUAAAUUUGAUGGGUUCAUUUGUAUUUCUUGCUUGAUCUUCAUUUUGUUGCAAUUCCUUUUCUUUUUGAAUCUCGAUCACAUUGAUUUUCUUUGCAUUACCCAUUAAUCCAAAUAAUUGGGAUUGUAUAAUCCAAUUGUGAAUUCUGAAUUCUUGGUAUAUAUAUUUCUGGGAUGUUAACCCUUAAUUUUUUUUGGAAAGGGAGGAAUUUGUAGGAAAAGGGUUUAAUUUUUUGUGUAAGCAAAUGCUUGAUUGUCUUUGUUUUGGGAGGAGAAAGAGAAGUAAUUAUGUGGAGUUUAAUGGAGAAAAAAAUUGCCAGUCUUCUAAAACCCCUACAAUCUCAGAUUCUAAUUUGGUUUCAGAAGUCAAUAAACAUGAGCGAAAAGCUGAGGUGAAAUCCAAAGAGUUGUCCCCUAUUGCCGAGAAUGUCAAUCAUGGUCAUGAUAAAGCUAGAGUCUUUAACUAUAGAGAACUUGCUACAGCUACCAGAAACUUUCACCCGGACAUGUUCCUUGGGGAAGGUGGAUUCGGGUCUGUUUACAAGGGAAUGCAUCUGGGUAUCGAUGAGGUCGUGGCUGUUAAGAAGCUUAAUCUAACAGGCGUUCAAGGUGAGAAGGAGUUCCUAGUGGAGGUUCUCAUGCUUUCUCUUCUGCGUCACCCAAACCUUGUGCAAAUGAUUGGCUACUGUGCUGAAGGCGUUCAGCGCCUACUUGUCCUCGAAUUCAUGCCCUUGGGAUCACUUGAAGCUCACCUUCACGAUCUUCCACCCGACAAGGAGCCAUUAGACUGGUACACCAGAAUGAAAAUCGCUGCCGGUGCAGCAAAAGGAGUGGAUUACCUCCACAAUGAAGCAAAGCCAUCUGUUAUUUUCAGAGAUUUGAAGCCAUCUAACAUUUUGCUAGAUAAAGACUUCAACGCAAAACUCUCUGAUUUUGGGCUUGCGAAAUUCGGUCCAGUUGGAGAUAGUUCUCACGUCUCCACUAGAAUCAUGGGUACCCAUGGGUAUUGUGCUCCCGAGUAUUUUUUAACCGGCAAACUGACCGUUAAGUCUGACACAUUCAGCUUCGGGGUGGUUUUGUUGGAGCUUAUUACUGGACGUAAAGCAGUUGAUACGACUCAUCAAGGUGGAAGAACUUCUCUAGUUGCUUGGGCGCGUCCGCUAUUGAGAGAUCCGAGAAAGCAUUUGCAGUUAGCAGAUCCUCGGUUGAAUGGGCAAUUUCCGAUGUCUGCCUUGCACAGGGCUGUAGAGGUUGCUGCUAUGUGUCUUAGAGACAAAGCAGUUGCUCGGCCCACCAUGCAUGAUGUGGCUCUAGCCAUGAACUAUUUGACGUCUAGGAAGCAUAUUCGUCCACACAGUGUAUCCGAAGGAAAUAUUAAUUCUCUCGAUAUUAGCCCGAGAGACAAACUCAAGGCAUUGAGUGUUGAUGUUAACAGAGAGCAGGCUGUAGCCGAGGCCAAAAUGUGGGGGGAAAAAUGGCGAGAAAAGAGACGGCAAAGUGCAGGUAGUAGUUCGGAUGGCUUGAGCAGCUGGGUUACGGAAAUGCAGGACUCGUAAAAGCGACACAAGUUAGGAUAACUUGGUUGAGAAAGAGGUUGAAAUCGAAGAGCCAUUUUCAAGAUCCUACCAUAAACAUGGAUAAUGAUUCUCAUUUAUUGUUUGCAAGUUGGAAUUGUUUUUCAAAGGAAAUGAUUAGUGGUAGAAGAUGAUAGUCAAAUGGGUUUGAAUUUAGAUUUUUAUUAGAUGAAAGAAUCUAUGAUGUAGGAUAGAUGGCAAACUUCAUGCCAUUGUUGAAGUUCCAUUGUGGGCAUGGAUCUAGUCAUAUGAGUCUCUUCACUGAAAUAUAUACUAUAUCUGUGUCUUUGAAUUUACACCAUAUAAAUUAAAUAUGUGAAAGCCUUUUGAAUCAUAUAGUGUAAACUCAAAGAAAUGGUAGAAGUACAUGUGAAUGAUGCAUUAGCGUAUAAUCUUGUCCUUGUUUGAAGAUGUACCAACGAUAUUGAAUGAUUUGUGAAUGAAUUAGACUAAUGACUCAAUAAUUUUCG
This is a messenger RNA of Amaranthus tricolor (Joseph's coat), 2144 nucleotides long. Its product is annotated as probable serine/threonine-protein kinase PBL7. Gene Ontology annotation, molecular function: protein kinase activity; ATP binding. NCBI's taxonomy places the organism in Eukaryota, Viridiplantae, Streptophyta, Magnoliopsida, Caryophyllales, Amaranthaceae. Gene Ontology annotation, biological process: protein phosphorylation. The transcript is spliced from 6 exons. The record is from RefSeq and is a predicted model, not a curated record. The coding region runs from base 346 to 1656 and encodes 436 amino acids.